Messenger RNA from Funneliformis caledonium, 357 nucleotides. The record is from the annotation of a GenBank genome assembly. NCBI's taxonomy places the organism in Eukaryota, Fungi, Glomeromycota, Glomeromycetes, Glomerales, Glomeraceae.
CGCAGAAAGUCUCCUCUGACAUACGUAAUUCGUCCUUCCAAACAAUUGAGUCUUCAGGAACAUAUUACAUAUCUCGAUGAAAGUCAGAGAAGUUUGAAUAUGCAACCAAGCAGAAAGCAUCAACCUUAUGUUGUGAAUCGGAAAGAUAGCCAGCAAGGAUGUAGCCGACAGGAGAGCAGAAACUAUGAGGAUAUUGGAAUGGUGUCCGGAUUUUGCCCUAACAGCACAAGAAAGUGUGGAUUGCAAUUACCAUUUUGUCGUGUCAGUACCUUAAAAGGUAGCGAACGAAAUGAAUCGGAAGGGCUGGGUCGUAGUGUGUUGAAACAUUCGUCGAUGAAUCCGUCCGGUGCAACAUAA